AUGGUCCCUGCCUCGCUUUUAUCUUCCUCGUCCACCUCCACCCGCAAGCAAGCAGACCCACCUAUUCCCCAAAUGAUUCAAAACAUUGACAACGCCACUGCCAAGGGAACGUUCUUUGUGAAUGGAGAUAACUACGACUGCAUCUAUAGUGGAGGCAGCAUCGCAAGGCUCAAGAAUGCUUAUAAUAAUGGUCAUCAAAUCGCCUCGCACACCUGGUCCCAUUCGGAUCUAACUACGCUGAGUAAAGACCAGAUCAACAAUGAAAUGUCGCUAGUGGAGCAAGCGAUAAAGAGAAUCACUGGUGCCACCCCAGCUUUCAUGCGCCCUCCAUAUGGAGCAUACAACAAUCUGGUUCUCGAAGUCGCUGGUGCAUUGGAAAACAAAGUUGUCUACUGGGAUUUCGACUCGGGAGAUAGUACUGGUGAGUUUGAGUAA
This is a messenger RNA of Linnemannia hyalina, 435 nucleotides long. The record is from the annotation of a GenBank genome assembly. Lineage: Eukaryota; Fungi; Mortierellomycota; Mortierellomycetes; Mortierellales; Mortierellaceae.